Molecule: messenger RNA, 2448 nt
Organism: Pochonia chlamydosporia 170
Lineage: Eukaryota; Fungi; Ascomycota; Sordariomycetes; Hypocreales; Clavicipitaceae
Product: RNA polymerase II Elongator subunit
Exons: 3
Coding region: 1-2448 (815 amino acids)
Biological process (GO): tRNA wobble uridine modification
Cellular component (GO): elongator holoenzyme complex
Molecular function (GO): protein binding
Source: RefSeq, a predicted model, not a curated record
AUGGGCGUCGAUGGUGUGUCAGUAGAGUAUUUGUCUGCUGGUGCUAACCGGCAGACUUCGGUUGCAGACUGGAGUAGGACUGGGCUACUGGCAUAUGGCGCUGAUGUGAACAUUGCAUUAUGGUGUCCAGCAGUGCAUCCGCCUCGGGGUGUUGAAAGAAUUCUAAGUGGACAUAAGGAAACUGUCAAAGCCGUCGUAUUUCUCCCCGAGGUCGCGGAAGAUGAUUGCAGCUACAUUGUGUCAGGCUCUGACGACAAGACUCUCAUCUUCUGGAAGUCGACUGCCAACCACCACAACUUUGAAGCCGUUCACACAAUUUGUGAACAUACGGCUCCUGUGAACUGCGUUACUGCCUUCAGAGUCCCUGGUGAGAAAGCCAAGUGGAUUGUCGCCACGGGAGCUGCUGAUGCCACGGUAAAGAUCUGGUCCUUUCACAAUGACCAACUCGAGCUACUUCAGUCGAUAAAAACGUCACCCAAAUUUUUUCCACUCACUCUUUCUUUAAGCAUCAUUGAUAGCGAUGUGCUUAUUCUGGCAGCUGCUGGGACGAGAGAGACUGUCCAGAUCCUGACGGCAGAUCUCAAUGCAUCAAGCAUCAACUUCCUCGUGCAAGCAACCUUAGCUGGCCACGAAGGCUGGGUACGAUCAUUGAACUUUACAAAUGAAACUGAGGAGGCUGGUAGUGACCUCUUGCUGGCAUCAGCGAGUCAAGACAAAUACAUCCGCAUCUGGAGAAUUCACCAGGGAAAAGAGUUACCAGCCUUGGCGGCAUCGGGAUCGGAUCCUCUCAGCUGCGCCUUUCUUCCUGGAAAAUCACCGUCUAACAAGGCUCAUCGUCUACAAACCGCGGGUAAAGACUUUUCUGUGACCUUUGAAGCACUGCUACUAGGCCAUGAAGAUUGGAUUUACAGCGCGAAAUGGAAAUCACACACCGACGGCAAGCUCCAACUUCUCUCGACAUCUGCGGAUAACUCUUUGUCGAUUUGGGAAGCUGACCCUGCGUCCGGUAUCUGGGUUAGCAUGGCAAGACUGGGCGAAAUCAGCAGAGAAAAGGGCGCAACAACUGCCACGGGCAGCACGGGUGGUUUCUGGACAGGGCUUUGGUCACCAACUGGUGACUCUGUCGCUUGCCUUGGAAGAACUGGAAGUUGGAGAAGGUGGGAAUACGACUCAUCGGCCGAUGCGUGGAAGCCAUGUGUUGCCAUCACUGGCCACACCAAAGCCGUCACUGGUAUUACUUGGGCUAAGAGCGGCGACUAUCUGCUUUCCACCAGUUCCGACCAGACCUCACGAUUGCACACAAGGUGGGCGGCGCCUGACGCUGGCACUUGGCAUGAAAUGUCCCGGCCGCAAAUACACGGGUACGACCUAAACUGUAUUGAUUCGUUGGGAGACUCACAAUUUGUUUCUGGUGCUGACGAGAAGCUCAUGCGAGUGUUCAGCGAGCCCAAAGCAGUUGCGACACUACUCAAGAAACUUGCAGGUUUCGGAGGUGAGAAUGUGGAGGACAUGCCUGAUGCAGCUAACAUGCCUGUUCUUGGUCUUUCGAACAAGGCGAUUGAUACUGUAGAGGAUGAUCAAGAAGUCCUGCCCGUGGAUGACCGGGACCGAGAAGCGAUGGACCCAGCGUCAGUGGUAAAGAAGUCGUAUUUGGAGAUUGACCAUCCACCAUUUGAAGAAACACUAUCAAGGCACACUUUGUGGCCAGAAGCGGAAAAGUUGUAUGGUCACGGCUACGAAAUCUCGUGUCUCGCAGCUAGCCACGAUGGCAAGCUCAUCGCCAGUGCCUGCAAAGCUAGCUCCACGAACCACGCUGUCAUCCGUUUAUUCGAGACGGAGAAAUGGACAGAGAUACGACCACCUCUCGUCGCGCACUCCCUCACCGCGACCAGACUAAGAUUCUCAGGCGACGACAAUUAUCUGCUCAGUGUCGGUCGCGACCGACAGUGGGCCGUCUUUGCAAGAAAUACCAAUGAAGCCGCCAAGUAUCAGCUUCUCCAAUCAAAUCCAAAGGGUCACAGCAGAAUGAUCCUCGAUGCUGCGUGGGCGCCUACCGAGUCGCCAUUGUUUGCCACCGCCGGCAGAGACAAGCAGGUCAGGAUAUGGGCUUCGCAAAAAACGGAAGCUGGGAAGCUGCAAUUCACUCAAACUGCCGCUAUGCCAUGCGCUGGAUCCGUGACCUCUGUGGAUUUUCUACCCUCCGUGGUCAAGGGAAAGCUCGUCUUGGCAGUUGGAACCGAAGCUGGAAGAGUGAGCAUUUGCUCGGUCAACGAAGAUGGAUCUGCCAUCACUGAGCUGCCCUCGGAAUCAGAGUUGAGUCUCCCCAAAGCUGUACUGCAACUAGCAUGGCGGCCUGUCAGUCACAACGGAAAACCUGAUUACACGCUAGCAGUAGCCGGCGAAGACAGCUCGCUGAGACUGUUCUCAUUCAAUGAAUCGUAUUUAUGA